AGCCAGCCACCGUCCCCUUCCUGAUGCUGAGGGUUUUCCUAUCCGGGUUAUUUGACCCGAACGGUGACUCCCGCCCCGCCCCGGAAGAAGCCGCUGGGUCUCGGGGCGGCGGCGGGCUCCUUCCCUGUGGGGCUGAGCGCGCACCAUAAGGUAACUCUGUCAGCACCCACAGUGCCAAGGAUGAAAACAGAAGCUAAGGAUGGAGAAGAGGAAAGUCUUCAGACAGCUUUUAAAAAGCUAAGAGUUGAUGCAGCAGGAUCCACUGCUUCUCUUCCUGUGGGUGAGGGUACAAUUCCAAGAGCACUGGUUAGAACAGCUACAGAUGAAACCAAACCUAAGAAUGUGUGCACAUCUAAAGAAGCCUGGCAUGGGUCUAUGAGGAAACCUUCAAGAGGGGCAGUGAGAACCCAGCGUCGGAGGCGUUCUAAGUCUCCAAUCCUUCAUCCUCCUAAGUUUAUCCACUGCAGUUCAAAAACGCCUUCUGUGUGCAGCCAUCUGGUACACAAGAGCCAGAUUGACACUCCGGACAACAGCACUGGGCUAGGGGUGCCAAUCCCAAAGGAAUUCUGUGCAAAUGAAAAAUCCAGUCCUGUUCUUGAUGGUGCUGGCCACCAGGGAGUUGGUGCUGAGCAUUCGGGGGCUUCUGUUGCAGAACCAGUGCAAGAGAACAAACAGGAAAACUCUUCUGUUGCUGUUUCUCUGAUGUCCAAAGCAAGUCUAAAGACCACAGAUCUUUCUGACUUCCAGUCAGUGUCCAAACAAAACAAGAGUAAGCCAUGUGCAUGCAUGGACAAGGCCUGUCAGUGUAAGCAAUGGCAAGACAUGGAAGUGUACAAAUUCUCCGGCUUGCAGAACACCAUCCCAUUGUCACCGGAAAGAACAGUUGCUGAGGACCACUCCCAGCCUUUGCCAUCAAGAACUCCCUCAAGCUCUCCACGAUCUUGCUCUGAGCAAGCAAGGGCCUAUGUGGAUGAUGUGACUAUUGAAGACCUUUCAGGAUACAUGGAAUAUUACUUAUAUAUUCCCAAGAAAAUGUCUCACAUGGCAGAAAUGAUGUACACCUGACAUCAAUGGGCUUUAGAGAAAGGGUUUGAUUGAAAUCUGCCCUCAGUCAUGCUCCACAUGAGAAGCAAUCCACUCCCUGCUCACCGUGCUUGCAAUAAAAACACUUCAUUGCAUCUCA
This is a messenger RNA of Emys orbicularis (European pond turtle), 1183 nucleotides long. RefSeq names its product oxidative stress responsive serine rich 1 (gene OSER1). Gene Ontology annotation, biological process: cellular response to hydrogen peroxide. The record is from RefSeq and is a predicted model, not a curated record. The coding region runs from base 181 to 1065 and encodes 294 amino acids. The transcript is spliced from 4 exons. Lineage: Eukaryota; Metazoa; Chordata; Testudines; Emydidae.